This is a messenger RNA of Capsella rubella, 1230 nucleotides long. RefSeq lists its product as uncharacterized. Bases 1 to 1230 code for a protein of 409 amino acids. The record is from RefSeq and is a predicted model, not a curated record. NCBI's taxonomy places the organism in Eukaryota, Viridiplantae, Streptophyta, Magnoliopsida, Brassicales, Brassicaceae. The transcript is spliced from 7 exons.
AUGAUAGGAAUGGCCGGAUUCGCAGCAUCUCUGAUGGUGAUAGCGGUGAUAAUAUCUCCUUGCGUCUAUGGAAAAGAUCUCCCUGAUCAACGGGAAAUCCAAGUACAAAAACUUUUGAAGCGACUGAACAAACCGGCUCUUAAAUCCAUUAAGAGUGGAGAUGGAGAUAUAAUAGAUUGUGUUCCAAUUACUACUCAACCAGCUUUGGAUCAUCCUUUGCUUAAAAACCACACAAUCCAGAUGAGACCGAGUUUUAUCCCAAAAGGUGAUCAUUACACCAAGAAAGAUGCAAAGGCUAUAACUCAGGUGUGGCACCAGAAUGGAGAGUGUCCGCAAAACACUGUUGCUAUAAGAAGAACAACGAGAGAAGAAAUCUUACGAGCGAAAACCAUUGAGAGUUUUGGGAAAAAGACUCAUCAAAGCACCCCUGGAGGCCAUGAGCAUGCGAUCAUGGAUUCGGGGGACGGAAGGUUUUACGGGACACAGUUUGCAGUGAAUAUGUGGAGACCAGAAGUUGAAGUUCCCUCAGAAUUAAGCUUGGCUCAGACUUGGCUGUGGUCUGACUCUGACGAUGGUCUUAACACCAUUGAAGCUGGUUGGCAGGUUUAUCCAGGGAUGUACGGUGAUAAUAAUCUUAGAUUAUUUGUUUACUGGACUGCAAAUGGAUAUCAACCAGGGUCAGAGUCAUCUGGGUGUUACAACCACGCCUGCUCAGGUUUUGUUCAGAGGAGCAAUCGUAUCACUGUAGGAGGAUCCUUAUCUCCCAUGUCAAAUUACGACGGAGGUCAAUACAGCCUUCCCCAUGCUUAUUUGGAAGGUACGUACCGACGUAGUAAUUCUUUAGUACCCAAAGGAAAAAGCGGCGACAAUUGGUGGCUAAUGAUCCGUGACGAGCUUGUUGGGUACUGGCCUGGCUCGUUGUUUAAUUCUCUAAGAAACGAAGCAAAAAGAGUUCAAUGGGGAGGUGAAAUCGUAAACAUGAUGACCGGUGGGAGACACACCGACACAGAUAUGGGAAGUGGACAUUUUGCUGAUGAAGGGUUUAAGAAAGCAAGCUAUUUCAGGAAUAUUAUGACAGUUGACGGAGCCAAUACUCUCAGGGAACCACAAAGACUUAGCCCUUGGGCAGCUCAUGGUAACUGUUACAAUGUUAAGCCAGGAAAUGGUGGAACAAGCUUUGGGAAUCAUUUCUACUUUGGUGGUCCUGGUCGAAACGGUAACUGUCCUUGA